AUGACGUUAUAUGUAUGGGGACAUAACAAGUCGCAGCAGCUUGGAUUGGAUGUAGUUGACAACGAAUUACUCGAGAUAACGGAGAUAAAAUCUCUACGUAAUGAAGUAAUUGUGGACAUUUCAGCUGGUGCAAGUCAUUCUCUCGCCCUCAACGAAUUUGGUCACGUCUUUGCAUGGGGUCGCGGUCGGGAGGGUCAAUUAGGGCUGGGCGACGUGGCCACCGAUCUCUCGAAACCCCGUCGUAUCGGUGGUACGUUGGCUACUGAGUUAGUAACUAAGAUCUCAUGUGGUGAGUCACACUCGUUAGCGGUUACAGUCUCGGGUGACCUGUUUAUGUGGGGUCUCUUACCAGUAGCCAAAGUGUUGCAUGACGAAGACGACGUGUCGGAUCGAGCUACGAUCGAGUUAACAGGUCUUUCGAGUGACGAAAUGCAACGCAAUACGUCCAGAAACGAGACACGUCAUCAUGUGGACGACAGUAUCAUGGCCCGACUUGUGCGGGACAUAAUGCGUGUAUAUGAAGAUGUUGAUGGAGAAAAUGUCAAGGUGCAGACAAUUCGAGCGCCUUGUAUGACGCCGCAACUGUGUACGGGACCAUUGGCCAAACUUUUCGUGACGACCAUUGCAGCGGGGUUUGCACAUUCGUUGGCGACAACGAAUACAGGUGCAGUUUUUAGUUGUGGCUACAAUGACAAUGGCCAACUUGGCCUUGGAUCGAGACGCAAUUCGGCUGCAUUCCAGCACAUUCAGGCACUAGAUGGAUACUUUAUUGAUCAUAUUGCUUGUGGCCAGCAGCAUUCGCUCGCUUGCUCGAGACUUUUGGAUUCAGUAGAAAUAAAAGAGGAUUCAGACGCCAAUACCAAAUUGCAAUCGGGAGUGUGCUUCUCGUGGGGACUUGGUGUGCUUGGCCAAUUGGGUACGGGACUUGACAUUUCCUGGACUCCACAGGAAGUCAAAUUGGCACGUCCUGCCAUCUCGGUAGCUGCUGGUAGUCACCACAGUGUUGCAGUCACAGACGAUGGCAAAGUGUACACGUGGGGCCACAGUGAGUACGGCCAGCACGGUGCUGGUGAGACUUUUUACGACUUGCAGCAUAAUGCCCAUUAUUUUUUCCCUCGAGUGCAGCAGGCGCUUGCCGAUGACCCUUCCAUUAAGGUAGCUAGCGCAUGCUGCAGCUCGCACUCGACGUUCGCUUUGACAUGUGAUGGGUCAGUGAUGUCGUGGGGCUGGAACGCUUUUGGUAUCCUGGGCAAUGGCAAGUACCAGUACUCCGCGCACCCUCAGCGUGUCUUUGGGCUCAAAGAUAAUGUUGCUGUUGCAGUCGGUGCAGGAUCAAACCACUGCGCCGUGGCAGUUCGACCACGCGGAGCGCAUUACUCGUUGAGCUACGAUCGUGUGCUAGCGAACGCUGAUUUUGCUGACCUGGCGUUCAGUGUGGGGGGACCAACGAAAGUAGAGCGCAUCAAAGCUCAUCGGGUCGUUGUAAGCGCGCGGAGCAGCUACCUCAAAGGUCUUCUGCGCGUGCUUGAUAGCACUGCCAAGAGCACUCAAGGAUUUGGAGCUAAUGAUAAUAGUAGCGUGAAAACGGAAGAAAACGGAUUGUUUGUGGUCAACGAGUUCGAGGAUAUCGAUGCUUUGGUGUUUCGUGCGUUCUUGACGUUCUUGUAUACAAAUCGUCUCGAUGUCGCCAGCCACAAACGGAAGGCGCUUGGUCAGUUUGCGAGCAGCGUAUGCUGCGAUGCACUCGUCGUUCAAUGUCUCGAUACCUGGCGCAAAGAACGGUUGACAUCGCUGCUACCUUCUUUCUUUCGGCGUACAGGACAACAUUUUACAGGAGCACAACCAGCUAGCUCCGAGGCGGAACAAUUUGGGGAGGAUAUGCAAAGCAUGGUGCUUUCCGAGGAAGUAGCAGACGUUGUGUUUCUGUGGCCUGUAGAGAAUGAACCCGACAUGGAAACAUAUGAGCGUCUGCCAGCACACAAGGCUGUGCUUUCGCAGGUGGAAUACUUCCGCACAAUGUUCAUGGGUGGUUUUAGUGAAGGCAACACGGCGCAAGCAAUCACACUUGGAAAACCGAAAGGGUCGGUGCAUGAAAUUCCGCUUCAUUAUAUGCACCGGGAUGGCGUGUCGCUUGAGGCUUUCAAAGGUUUAUUGCUGUGGAUUUACACGGGUUGUUUCGAGUUAUUGAGUGCUAGACUCGAGCCUAGUGAUAUGAUGGUCUUGUACGUUGGAGCUAGUCUACUGGGUCUCUCAGUGCUGGCAAGUAGGUGCGAGUUGCAGCUCGUGGGGUUACUUCCACAGCUGGAUGUCGACUCGCUGCGGGCGUGCGAGGAUUUCGCAGAGCGCUACGAUGCCCGGAGACUGAAGACCAUGAGCCAUCAGGUACUGCAGAAGCAGCAGUCGGCUCAUUGCUAG
This is a messenger RNA of Peronospora farinosa, 2415 nucleotides long. The record is from the annotation of a GenBank genome assembly. NCBI's taxonomy places the organism in Eukaryota, Oomycota, Peronosporomycetes, Peronosporales, Peronosporaceae.